Molecule: messenger RNA, 222 nt
Organism: Penicillium hordei
Lineage: Eukaryota; Fungi; Ascomycota; Eurotiomycetes; Eurotiales; Aspergillaceae
Exons: 2
Coding region: 1-222 (73 amino acids)
Source: RefSeq, a predicted model, not a curated record
AUGACCCGUCAAUCCAAUCACAAAUCCCCUAAUACAGAUUUUCAAAACCAAUGUUGUCAAUUGAGGACCGUGAAAGUCAUUGGAGCCAGCCAGGUACCUUGCGGACGAUUCACACCGGCCACUUAUAACACAGCAAUUAUCAUCGCCAUUUCAAAUCAUACACUUCAUUGGACAAGCUAUGGCUCCACUGGUAUACUAUCAACCUUGGAGGACCUGUAUUGA